CAGGACCAGGGCCGCCAUUUUGGGUGGCAGGGUUGGGCGCGGAGCGGGGUACUGCGGCCGGCGGCGGCCCGCGGUGGGGGGGCAGUGAGUGCAGCCUGCGGGCGGGCGGCCCCCAUGGCCGGGCAGUUCGACUCCGAGGACCGGGCGAGCUGGUACUGGGGGCGGCUGAGCCGGGCCGAUGCGGUGUCGAUGCUGCAGGGGCAGCGCCACGGGACCUUCCUGGUGCGCGACUCGGGCACCAUCCCCGGCGACUUCGUGCUCUCGGUGUCCGAGAGCUCCCGCGUCUCACACUACAUCGUCAACAGCCUGGGGCCGGCGGGAGGCCGGCGGUCCGGCGGCGAGGGCCCUGGGGCCCCGGGGUUGAGUCCCACCAGGUUUCGAAUAGGUGACCAAGAGUUUGAUUCUUUGCCAGCUUUACUGGAAUUCUACAAAAUACACUAUUUGGACACUACAACCUUGAUAGAGCCAGUUUCCCGCUCCAGGCAGAACAGCGGUGUUAUCCUCAGGACGGAUGAAACUGAGUAUGUGCGAGCUCUCUUUGACUUUAAUGGCAAUGACGAAGAAGAUCUCCCAUUUAAGAAAGGAGACAUACUGAAAAUCCGGGAUAAACCUGAAGAGCAAUGGUGGAAUGCAGAAGACAGCGAAGGAAAGAGGGGAAUGAUACCUGUUCCUUACGUCGAGAAGUAUAGACCUUCCUCUGCUACAGUAUCUACUCUGAUUGGAGGUAACCAGGAUAGUUCCCACCCACAACCACUGGGUGGGCCGGAGCCAGGGCCCUAUGCCCAGCCCAGCAUCAACACUCCGCUCCCUAACCUUCAGAAUGGCCCUAUUUAUGCCCGGGUUAUCCAGAAGCGAGUCCCUAAUGCCUACGACAAGACAGCCUUGGCUUUGGAGGUCGGUGAGCUGGUGAAGGUCACAAAGAUCAACGUGAGCGGUCAGUGGGAAGGAGAAUGCAAUGGCAGACGCGGUCACUUUCCAUUCACACAUGUCCGCAUCCUGGAUCAACAGAAUCCUGACGAGGACUUCAGCUGAGUGUGGCUCAACAGUUGCGCUUACAGAUGGGAACAAUCUCAACUUGUUUUUAUUGCCGAUGCCAUCAAGACUAUGUUCCGACAGAUGUUGAAAGCGGUAUUGCUUGUAUAAGCAUUCUGAUAACCUGCAAACCCCUGGGACUGAACACCACCAUUCCUUAAUCAAGGGUCAUGUAAUUCAGGGUACGACAGUAGAUAACUUGUGUGUCAAGUGGCAGAACUAGUACAUGAUUAUAGGUUGUAAUGCCUGCUUAUGUCCAUGUGCACAGCAGACUGGACCUUGCCAGCAGCAGCAGUUGGAGAAAGCAGCGCUGUAGAUGUUACGGUAACAUUUAUAGCUCUCUCUGGUCCUAUUGCUUAGGUUGCUUCUUCCUCAGGCAAUGAACAUCAACCUUAGACAAUUCAAUAUAUAGAUAGAAAUCUCACAAAUUUAUCCUGGAGCUUUCUCCAUAUAUUAUUUUUCCC
Messenger RNA from Dryobates pubescens (Downy woodpecker), 1496 nucleotides. It is a transcript of the gene CRK, whose product is annotated as CRK proto-oncogene, adaptor protein. The record is from RefSeq and is a predicted model, not a curated record. Gene Ontology annotation, molecular function: protein binding. Bases 115 to 1032 code for a protein of 305 amino acids. The transcript is spliced from 3 exons. NCBI's taxonomy places the organism in Eukaryota, Metazoa, Chordata, Aves, Piciformes, Picidae.